Molecule: messenger RNA, 594 nt
Organism: Metschnikowia bicuspidata var. bicuspidata NRRL YB-4993
Lineage: Eukaryota; Fungi; Ascomycota; Pichiomycetes; Serinales; Metschnikowiaceae
Exons: 1
Coding region: 1-594 (197 amino acids)
Molecular function (GO): peptidyl-tRNA hydrolase activity
Source: RefSeq, a predicted model, not a curated record
AUGUCCAGCAUUGUAUUUUUUUCUGUUGGCAAUCCUGGCAAGAUGGCUAGGCAUUCGGUGGGCCAUUACAUACUUAAAAAUCUCAUGGACGCCCUUGGGGCCAAGCAACUUGUCAAAAAGGGCGUCUACUCUAUUUCAACGAUGGACAGCAUUUACUUUGUUAAAUCUAACGCCUAUAUGAACGAAUCUGGCAAGCUGCUCCGCAAGUUCCUAGACAGCGAGAAACUCGGGCAGUGCGUAGUAAUUGUAAUUUACGACGAUUUCGAGACUCCCAUGCCUAAAGUGAAACUUCAGCAAUUUAAGAAGAACGAAUCCCACGGCGGCAUCAAGUCGACCGCGCGUGAAUUACAAGCUCAAGCGGUCAACGGAUAUAAACUUGGUAUCGGGAUUGGCCCAAAACCUGCCCAAGCGUCCAGAGAGCUGAUGGCGUCUUGGGUUCUCUCUGAUUUCAAGGAGGAGGAAAAACUUGCACUCGCAACAUCUAUGGACUCUGUUUACCGAUACACGGAUGCCAUAAUAUCGAGCGAGGGCGAGGUCGAUGAUUGUAAUAAACUAAACGCGAGGGUCACCAAGGCAAUGAAAAGCGAUCUGUGA